GACGCUGUUGAGCCCCAGAACUGCCGGAGACGCCAGGAGCCAGGGCGCGGGUAACUCCCAGCAAGUGCUGUUACGGAAAGAUGCCAGUCCGCAGGGGCCACGUUGCUCCCCAAAACACUUACUUGGACACCAUCAUCCGCAAGUUUGAAGGCCAGAGUCGGAAGUUCCUGAUUGCCAAUGCGCAGAUGGAGAACUGUGCCAUCAUUUACUGCAACGAUGGCUUCUGCGAACUCUUUGGCUACUCCCGUGUGGAGGUGAUGCAGCGGCCCUGUACUUGUGAUUUCCUCACGGGCCCGAACACUCCAAGCAGUGCUGUGUCCCGCUUGGCUCAGGCCCUGCUUGGGGCUGAAGAGUGCAAGGUGGACAUCCUCUACUAUCGAAAGGACGCCUCCAGCUUCCGCUGCCUGGUGGAUGUGGUCCCCGUGAAGAAUGAGGACGGGGCAGUCAUCAUGUUUAUCCUCAAUUUCGAGGACCUGGCCCAGCUCCUGGCCAAGAGCAGCAGCCGCAGCCUGACCCAACGGUUGUUGUCACAUAGCUUCCUGGGUUCUGAGGGCUCUCACAGCAGGCCGAGUGGACAGGGGCCUGGCCCAGGCAGGGGCAAGUACAGAACCAUCAGCCAGAUUCCGCAGUUCACACUCAACUUCGUGGAAUUCAACCUGGAGAAGCACCGCUCAGGCUCCACCACGGAGAUUGAGAUCAUCGCUCCCCACAAGGUGGUGGAGCGGACACAGAAUGUCACUGAAAAAGUCACCCAGGUCCUGUCCCUAGGUGCAGACGUGCUGCCAGAGUACAAGCUACAAGCACCGCGUAUCCACCGAGGCACCAUUCUGCACUACAGCCCCUUCAAGGCCGUGUGGGACUGGCUCAUCUUGCUCUUAGUCAUCUAUACAGCGGUCUUCACGCCCUACUCUGCCGCCUUUCUACUCAGCGAUCAGGACGAAUCACAGCGCGGUACCUGUGGCUAUACCUGCAGCCCGCUCACCGUGGUGGACCUCAUCGUGGAUAUCAUGUUUGUCGUGGACAUCGUCAUCAACUUCCGAACCACCUACGUCAACACUAAUGAUGAGGUGGUCAGCCACCCACGACGCAUCGCUGUCCACUAUUUCAAGGGCUGGUUCCUCAUUGACAUGGUGGCUGCCAUCCCCUUUGACCUGCUUAUCUUCCGCACUGGCUCAGAUGAGACCACCACCUUGAUUGGGUUACUGAAGACGGCGCGCCUCCUGCGGCUGGUGCGCGUGGCCCGGAAGCUGGACCGCUAUUCUGAAUACGGGGCCGCGGUACUCUUCCUGCUCAUGUGUACUUUCGCGCUCAUUGCGCACUGGCUGGCCUGUAUCUGGUACGCCAUCGGCAACGUGGAGCGACCCUACUUGGAGCCCAAGAUUGGCUGGCUGGACAGCCUGGGUGCACAGCUUGGCAAGCACUAUAAUGGCAGCGACCCAGCCUCGGGACCCUCUGUCCAGGACAAGUAUGUCACCGCCCUCUACUUCACCUUCAGCAGCCUUACCAGUGUGGGCUUCGGCAACGUGUCACCCAACACCAACUCUGAGAAGGUCUUCUCUAUCUGCGUCAUGCUCAUUGGCUCCCUUAUGUACGCCAGCAUCUUUGGCAACGUGUCGGCCAUCAUCCAACGCCUGUACUCGGGCACUGCCCGCUACCACACGCAGAUGCUGCGUGUCAAGGAGUUCAUCCGCUUCCACCAGAUCCCCAACCCACUGCGGCAGCGCCUGGAAGAGUAUUUCCAGCACGCCUGGUCCUACACCAACGGCAUUGACAUGAACGCGGUGCUGAAGGGCUUCCCUGAGUGCCUGCAGGCGGACAUCUGCCUGCACCUGCACCGCGCUCUGCUGCAGCACUGCCCCGCCUUCCGGGGCGCCAGCAAGGGGUGCCUGCGCGCGCUCGCGGUCAAGUUCAAGACCACGCACGCGCCGCCUGGGGACACGCUGGUGCACCUGGGCGACGUGCUCUCCACGCUCUACUUCAUCUCCCGCGGCUCCAUCGAGAUCCUGCGCGAUGAUGUGGUCGUGGCCAUUCUAGGGAAGAAUGACAUCUUUGGGGAGCCUGCCAGUCUUCAUGCCAGGCCAGGCAAAUCUAGCGCAGAUGUGCGCGCCUUGACCUACUGUGACCUGCAUAAGAUCCAUCGAGCAGACCUGCUGGAGGUGCUGGACAUGUACCCUGCCUUUGCAGACACCUUCUGGAAUAAGCUGGAGGUCACCUUCAACCUGCGGGACGCAGAUGGGGGUCUCCAGUCAACACCCCGACAGGCCCCAGGCCACCAAGACCCCCAAGGCUUCUUCCUCAAUGACAGUCAGUCAGGUGAGUCCACCCAGUUGGGUCCUGAAAGCCCCCACGUGGGCUCUAGUGAGAAGGGGCAGUCUGUGGAAUCAGAUGUAGCAAAGGUUGUCCCCUUCUUUCCUGAAGGUGCUGCCCCUUCCUUGAGCAUUUCAGACACAUCCGCACUUUGGCCUGAAUUGCUACAGCAAAUGCCCCCAAGUCCCCCAAACCCACGACAGGACCUGGAUUGCUGGCCUCGGGAGCUAGGCUUUAAGUUAGAACAGCUCCAAGCCCAGAUGAACAGAUUGGAGUCCCGAGUGUCAUCAGACCUCAGCCGCAUCCUACAGCUGCUUCAGCACCCGCAGGGUCGCCCCAGCUACAUCUUGGGAGCCUCUGCCUCCAGUGACCUGGCCUCGUUUCCUGAAACUUCAGUGACUCGGAGUUCAGAGUCUACGCUUCUGGUGGGACAUGUGCCCUCUGCGCAGACCCUAAGCUACGGUGACUUGGACGACCAUAUUCAGACACCCAGGAAUUUCUCCCCCAGGACACCUCACGUGGCCAUGGCAAUGGACAAAACUCUGGUGCCAUCCUCAGAACAAGAGCAACCUGGGGGUCUCCUGUCACCUCUAGCCUCACCUCUGCGUCCCCUGGAAGUACAGGGACUGGGUGGUUCCCGCUUCCCCUCCCUCCCUGAACACCUCAGCUCAGUUCCCAAGCAGCUAGAGUUCCAGAGACACGGUUCCGAUCCUGGAUUCACAAGGAGUUAGGGCCUUUAGACCCCAGGGUAAAGGCUACCAUGAGGGAAUUUAAGUACGGUGAGGUGAGAGUUAAGCCCCCUUCGGGGGAGGGCCAGACAGCUCUCCCAUAAAACUCUGAAAACCAUUUCCUCAGAGAAACUGUAGACUGCUGAGCCAGGUGACCAGGACGGUCUGAGCAAAGAGGCUCAGGACUUGGCCCGGGCUCCUUGGGACCCCUGUAGUCAGCAAGCCAGGCAGAGGGUUGCUCAGAGGUAGCUUACAGGAUGCCAGUGGAGAAGACAGAUGCUUCAGAUCUCCGGGAGAAUCUUGCUUGGGGCCGCAUGUGGUCGCCUCCCAACUCAGAACCACCCACUGCCUCAAAAGCCCAGACCCAAGGCCAGGUUUGACCAGACCUUUACCAAAAGCCUCUAUCUAAUAUGGCUGGAAUUAGAGGUGUCCUCUGUGGUGGACAUAAAAGACAGGGAGCUGCAGCCCUCAGCCCCUCUUCCCCUGAGACUCUCAUAACAGUCUCUGGGACAUGCAGACAUAGCUAAUAAAGUCUUGAACAUUUCA
Messenger RNA from Rattus rattus (black rat), 3581 nucleotides. It is a transcript of the gene Kcnh6, whose product is annotated as potassium voltage-gated channel subfamily H member 6. The transcript is spliced from 14 exons. Gene Ontology annotation, biological process: regulation of ventricular cardiac muscle cell membrane repolarization; membrane repolarization during action potential; regulation of heart rate by cardiac conduction. Gene Ontology annotation, molecular function: inward rectifier potassium channel activity. Gene Ontology annotation, cellular component: membrane. The coding region runs from base 81 to 3038 and encodes 985 amino acids. Lineage: Eukaryota; Metazoa; Chordata; Mammalia; Rodentia; Muridae. The record is from RefSeq and is a predicted model, not a curated record.